AUGGGAAACCUUUUUUCGCGCACCAAAUCGCCGGCGACCGAACUCGAGCGUGUCGCUCUCACUAUCGAAGAAUUGAAAAAGAGUCUUCAGAACAUUUCUUCGGUAAGUUCCAACGUUCACAGUAACGGUAAUCCGAACAUUUCAGAGCAAUUCGACCGCUUUGUACUACUAUUACAUGAGCGUCGUUCUUGUUCUCAGCGUUGCGAUGGCUCACACUUGGUUGAGAUACGAGGAUCCGGCUAAGGCGAGCACUACCUCUCAGCCUUCUUAUUCUUCAGUGAUUUCCAAUUUUCAGAGCUACGUCGCAUGUGCUCUGGUUGUCGGCGCUGCGGUCGUUGUGCUCACCGGUCGCUACGUCAUCAACGCUUUCUUCGCCUGGAGAACUCAUCGAACCACUCAGAAGCUGGAGAACUCUUUUUCUCAAAAGACCACCCUGCUCGAUCUCGUCAAGGAAACGCUGAAGUUCAAGGUAAUCGUGCUCUGGGCCACGUCAAAGUGUAACUUUAUAAUUUGUAGGAAGCCAAAGAGAUUCUGGAUCGCUACGAGAGUAAUGAGCAGGAGAAGCUCGCCGAGAAGGAUGCUCCGGGCACACCACUGAAAAAGAGAUCUGGCGAUGUGACUAUUCUCGGAACACCCAAACAAGAUCCGAAAGGAGGAGAAGUGCCGCCUGCCGACCCAGGAAACAGAUCAGUCCAGAAUUCGACCGUCAAUGCGGUAAGUGAUACAACUUCAACUCUAGUGGAUCAGCAAUUUUUUCAGUUGAACACGGCUCCGUACCCGCAGCGCCAUCCGAAUGCCGUCUCGGUCCGUCCCUUUCUCCGCCAAACCACUGUUCUGGACCGCGUGCUCGACUACUUCAUGUCGGAUGGCCCCAAUUGCAGGUAUCCAUCAUUGUGUUCCUGAACCAAACAAGACCUUGCCAUAAUUACCCUCAUUUUUCAGAAACGCUCUGAUCUGCUCCAUCUGUCAAACGCAUAACGGAAUGUCGUUGCCGGCGGAAUACCCAUACAUCUCAUUCCGUUGCUUCGAAUGCGGACAUCUGAAUCCGGCUAAGAAAAUGGGGUAAGCUGUAAUUGAGCCAAGAUUUAUAUUGCUGAGCAAAGAGUGUUUUAGACCGCAAACUCCAACCCCGUUGACUCGUCCGCCAGCGGGUCCGAAAGGAAUUCAGCACAAUGGAAGAGCGCCGACGCUUCCGAUACCUGAUAGACCACUCGGAAUUCUGACUACCGAGGAAAGAGUGUUGCGCGACAAGGAACAAGCACGGAAAGCGCAGGAAAUCGCGGAGUGCAGAGAUUUGAGCAACAGUAGUUCGUCAGAAGGCUCCGAGUAG
Caenorhabditis sp. 36 PRJEB53466 is the source of this 1330-nucleotide messenger RNA. Lineage: Eukaryota; Metazoa; Nematoda; Chromadorea; Rhabditida; Rhabditidae. The record is from the annotation of a GenBank genome assembly.